Messenger RNA from Telopea speciosissima, 1154 nucleotides. Its product is annotated as prohibitin-3, mitochondrial-like. Lineage: Eukaryota; Viridiplantae; Streptophyta; Magnoliopsida; Proteales; Proteaceae. Gene Ontology annotation, biological process: mitochondrion organization. The record is from RefSeq and is a predicted model, not a curated record. Gene Ontology annotation, cellular component: membrane; mitochondrion. The transcript has 2 exons. Bases 73 to 924 code for a protein of 283 amino acids.
AAGCCACAGUCGAUUACCUUUCGCUUCUGGUUUCGUAUUCACUUUUGAUCAUUAUUCCAAGGAGAAGAGAAAAUGGGUAGCAACCAAGCUGCGGUGUCGUUCCUGACGAACCUAGCAAGAGCUGCUUUCGGCUUGGGUGUGGGCGCAACCAUUCUGAAUUCAUCUCUCUACACCGUCGAUGGAGGGGAAAGGGCUGUACUCUUCGAUCGAUUCAGGGGAGUGCUGGAAGAGACGGUGGGUGAGGGUACCCAUUUCUUGAUCCCAUGGCUGCAGAAGCCCUACAUCUUUGAUAUCCGUACUCAUCCCCACACCUUCUCCUCCGUCUCCGGCACCAAGGAUCUCCAGAUGGUUAACCUCACCCUCCGUCUCCUCUCCCGCCCUGAAGUCCCCCGUCUCCCGACUAUUUUCAAGACCCUUGGCGUCGAAUACGACGAGAAGGUCCUCCCUUCCAUCGGCAACGAAGUUCUCAAGGCUGUCGUUGCCCAAUUCAACGCCGAUCAGCUCCUCACAGAGCGUCCCCAUGUCUCCGCCCUCGUUCGUGAAAGCUUGAUUCGCCGCGCCAAGGAUUUUAACAUCGUCCUCGACGACGUCGCCAUCACUCACCUCUCAUAUGGUGCCGAAUUCUCCAGGGCCGUCGAGCAGAAGCAGGUUGCCCAGCAGGAGGCCGAGCGGUCCAAGUUUGUUGUGGCCAAGGCCGAGCAGGAGAGGAGAGCUGCCAUUAUUAGGGCAGAAGGAGAGAGUGAGGCCGCCAAGUUGAUCUCCGAAGCCACUGCAGCUGCUGGGAUGGGCUUGAUUGAGUUGAGGAGAAUCGAGGCGUCCAGGGAGAUUGCUGCCACCUUGGCCAAGACACCCAACGUUGUCUACCUUCCUGGUGGGAAUAACAUGCUUCUUGGUCUCAACCCUUCUUUGACGCCUGGCCGUUGAUCAUGGUUGUUGCCGGAUUCGUUGGAUGAUCCAACCAUGACUCUGCAGCAUUGUUGAGAUUCAUGUUCAUGCUUUGCUUACUCCAUGGAGCUUUCUUGCAAACAUUUGCAGUUGGAACCUUUUGAUCGAUAACAUUUACAGAUUAGAAUUUUGCUAGUGUCAAGAGUUUGUUAAAAUUUGUUCUGGUAAAUGUAAUAAUGUUAACCAUUUUGAAUUCGUGAUAUCCUUUU